GGAUGUUAGACAAACUAAAGAACAUUCUCGAUUUUUGUAGAUCGACCAAGCCUACAAGAAACCUGUAAAUGAUCAAGCUAUAUAUUUUAUAUGCCUAUGACAGAUCCAAACACCUAGAAAAGCAGCUAGCUGACUGAUUUUCACAUGGAUUCUAAUAGUGAAUAUGAGACAGAAGCAGAGACCAUGGUGUUUCGUCGGGCAAGAUCUUCUUUUGAAGAAUUAGAAUCUUCUGAUUCUAAGCCCGAGGGGAGGCCCCAAGCCAGGCCAGCUGCAGCAACAUAUCAUCCUCCCAAAGCACAAGGCCUUUCUCAGGCCAGCAGUGAUGGCUUGGGCAGGUCUCGUCGACUUCCUCAAGCUUCUGGAGUUUUAGGGAUUCCAAUCCCUUGGCCUCAAAAUGUUGCAGUUGCUGAAUCCUUUCCUGUUAUUCCUGCUGAUGUUGCCCAUGCUGCCCCUGCUGCUCCUGCUUUUGAUGGUCCUGGCGUGAUGCCUUCUCCUUUGGCUUCUCUUUCAGCCACGACCUCUUUGCCUGAACUAGUUAGAGAGUUUGGGCAAAUUGUAACGAAGCUGAGAUCCACAAGGCGCCCUUCUGAGCCUCAACAUCUUCAAGAUCAGCGCAGGAUCUUCAGAGAAUGGAUGCAGAGGGACUUUUCUGCCUUCUUUAGCCUUAAGGCUCUUCAAGAUGCUGAGAUAGCGCUCACUAAAUUAUACCAAGCCCACCAAAUGACUAAGGUGCAAUAUGAGUCCUUCCUUUCCUUCUUUGAAAAUCUAAGGGCCUUAAGGGAUCAACAUCUUAAGGCCGAGAGGCAAGCCAAAAGGGUCAGGUGCUACAAGGAGAAGCACACUCGGACCUCCACUACUCUGCAACAACUGGUGGAGGAGGGCUCGUCCAUGGAGGAUCGGAUAAUAGUGGUAGUUGCUGAGAUCCAAGAACUGGAGGAACAACUUUCUGCUCUAAAGGCUGAGCAGAUGACUCUCUCGAGCAACCUCUACAAGAAGAUAAAGGAAGUCAAGAAAGUAAACCACGAAGUGGAGGAGUCUGAAACCCAACUAGCCAACAGCAAUAUAGCUUUAGAAGAGCCGGGUUGUAUUUUUACCAUUAUGCAGACUUAUCAUUCUAGGAUAGCUGCCUUGGCUAAAGAUGUAAACUUGUUAAUUUAAGGCUUAUGUAUUGAUGAGUCGAUAUGUUACUUUAUAUUUUA
Messenger RNA from Pyrus x bretschneideri (Chinese white pear), 1199 nucleotides. RefSeq lists its product as uncharacterized. NCBI's taxonomy places the organism in Eukaryota, Viridiplantae, Streptophyta, Magnoliopsida, Rosales, Rosaceae. The transcript has 2 exons. The record is from RefSeq and is a predicted model, not a curated record. The coding region runs from base 145 to 1158 and encodes 337 amino acids.